Molecule: messenger RNA, 1376 nt
Organism: Capra hircus (goat)
Lineage: Eukaryota; Metazoa; Chordata; Mammalia; Artiodactyla; Bovidae
Gene: TIGIT
Product: T-cell immunoreceptor with Ig and ITIM domains
Exons: 4
Coding region: 116-847 (243 amino acids)
Biological process (GO): negative regulation of T cell activation; positive regulation of interleukin-10 production; negative regulation of interleukin-12 production
Cellular component (GO): cell surface
Molecular function (GO): signaling receptor binding
Source: RefSeq, a predicted model, not a curated record
UUUCCGAGACCCUCUCUCUCCUCAGAGGCUCAGUUUCACCCUGCCAUCAGCAGUCAGCCAGUUUCAGUGGCAGAAGGGGCCACAGCUGCUUCCUGUCAGCCCCCUGGGCAGAAGCAUGCAGUGGCGUCUCCUCCUGAUCUGGGCCCAGGUGCUGAAGCAGGCGCUCCUCCCCGCAUCAGGAGCUGUGACAGGCAGAAUAGUAACAAUGGGGAACAUUUCUGCAGCGGAAGGUGGCUCUGUCACCUUACAAUGUCACCUCUCCUCCACCACUGCCAAAGUGACCCAAGUCAACUGGAAUCUGCAAGACCAAGUCGUGGCCGUCCAUCAUGCCAGCUUGGGGUGGCACAUCGAGCCUGCCUUCAGGGAGCGAGUGGUGCCAGGCUCCAAUCUGGGCCUCACCCUCCGGUCGCUGACCAGUAACGACACAGGACGGUACACCUGCAUCUAUCACACCUACCCCGACGGCAUUUACAAAGGGGCCCUCUUUCUGCAAGUCCUGCGACACUCAGUGGCUGAGUACAGCGCUGGGUUCCAGAUCCCAUUGGCUGGAGCCGCGGCCGCAGUGCUGGCGGUCAUCUGCAUAGCAGUCAUCGCAGGGGCCACGCUGGCCAGAAAGAAAUCUCUCAGAAUCCAUUCUGCGGAAGGUGACCUUGGGAGGGGGCCGUCUGAACCGGAGGCGUGCAGACCCAGGGUCGUGUCCUCCCCUGGCAGCUGUGUGCAGGCGGAUGCCGGGCUGUGCAGUGACCAGGGCAGAGAGGACCAAGCUGAGGCCGAGCCGCACGAGUACUUCAACGUCCUGAGCUACAGAAGCCUGGCCAGCUUCAGCUUCCCCACUGAGACCGGUUAGCGCCCAGGCAUCUUCCGGGAGACCCAGUCUGGUCUUUGUCAUCACAGAUGGUCGUAUUGACAUCUGCACGUCACGGCUCUGUGUGUAUGAAAGUGUGUACGUCUGUGCAUGUGUGUUCUGUCGAGUGAAUGCAUGUCAGCCUCCUCCGUGUCUAUGUUUUUCCUCUACCAGCCCCUCCAGUUCCAUGGUGCAGACCCUGGUGAGGAGCUUGUGUUUGAUUACAAAUGCAAAGUUAGAAAACGGAACAAAGACCUGAGCUGGUUUUGAAGCUGGCAGUGGGAGCAGAUCCGGCGGCUGAGAUCUGCAUCCCCCCUGAAAGCGCUGGGCAGGGCUCAGGGCUACAGGGCUUUGUGGUGGGUGAUGGUGGUGAGGUGACUGCAGAGAAGCCUCAUUUCAUUUGUCACUGUCGUUUUCAUCAACAUUCACACACUGGAGGCAUUUUAGGAAUAAGGCAUGCCACCAGCUUCUAUGGGGCUUCUCAGAUGGUGCUAAUGGUAAAGAACCCACCUGCCAAUACAAGAGAUGUAAA